Populus nigra (black poplar) is the source of this 1410-nucleotide messenger RNA. Its product is annotated as protein JINGUBANG. The coding region runs from base 114 to 1334 and encodes 406 amino acids. NCBI's taxonomy places the organism in Eukaryota, Viridiplantae, Streptophyta, Magnoliopsida, Malpighiales, Salicaceae. The transcript has a single exon. The record is from RefSeq and is a predicted model, not a curated record. Gene Ontology annotation, molecular function: protein binding.
UUAAUUAUCUCGUCUCUCUAAUCACUUACUAACCCUGAUUAAAUGAUUGUUUUCCUCUUUAUAUUUAACCCACUUCACUUUCUUCCUCCCAGUGUUUCUCCCCCCUCUCUAACAUGGGAAUCAUGUCAUUCCACCAGACUAGUUACUCAGAUUAUGAUUCUCAAUCACACUCUGGCCACCUUCAGGCAAACCUGCCUACACUUUGUUCGCAGCCAAGCCUCCCAUCAGUACCUUUCCUCACCUCAAAACCCCAUCAUCGCCACCAAGAAAUCCUAUCGACCACCCACCACCACUGCGUCGCCACUCUGAAAGGCCACUCCUCUUAUAUAUCCUCACUAACCCUCGCAGGAAAGUUCCUUUACAGCGGCUCUGACAAAGAAAUACGACUGUGGAAGCGAAACCCUUUAGAUUCUGAAAUAGAUCAGGAAAACCUAAGCAACAACGUAGUGGCUGUGGGUAACGGUGCAGUGAAGUCUCUGGUAGUUUUGGCAGAAAAACUCUUUAGUGCUCAUCAAGAUAACAAAAUCCGAGUAUGGAAAACGAAUAACCAGGAGAGUACUAGUCAGCAGAAGUACACACGUUUGGCCACUUUACCAACACUUGGUGACCGUGCCUUUAAGAGUCUGUUGCCAAGGAAUCAAGUUCAGAUUCGAAGGCACAAAACAUGCACAUGGGUUCAUCAUGUUGACACAGUAUCUGCACUUGCCUUGUCGAGUGACGAGUCCCACCUCUACUCCGUUUCAUGGGAUCGGACAAUUAAAAUAUGGAGAACGAAUGACUUCAAGUGUUUGGAGUCGGUAGCCAAUGCUCAUGACGAUGCUAUAAAUGCAGUGGCAUUGUCGAAUGACGGGAAUGUUUAUACCGGAUCGGCCGACAAGAAAAUCAAGGUGUGGAGGAAAAGUUCAGAAGAGAACAAACACUUCCUGGUUGCCACGCUAGAAAAACACAUGUCUGGGAUUAAUGCCUUGGCGCUAAGCACUGAUGGGUCUGUUUUAUACUCCGGCGCGUGUGACCGAUCAAUAGUAGUAUGGGAGAAGGAUGAUGAUGGCAACAUGGUGGUUUUGGGAGCCCUUAGGGGCCAUACACAGUCCAUAUUGUGCUUAGCUGUUGUCUCUGAUUUGCUGUUUAGUGGUUCUGCAGAUAAAACCAUUAGAAUUUGGAGAGGUGUUGAUAGAAGUUACUCUUGCUUGGCAGUUUUGGAAGGGCACGGAGGCCCUGUCAAGUGCUUGACGGCAUCAAUUGACCGUUCCUCAUCUGAUGCAUCGCUUCUUCUUUACAGUGGGAGUUUGGACUGUGAUAUCAAAGUGUGGCAAAUCAAUGUCCCUCUUCUAUAAAAGAUUUCUUAAAAUUUGGAGUCUCGACUGUACUUUUUGUAAAUAGAAAUGGAGAGAUUGCUAUACUUUUUUGUUC